This is a messenger RNA of Aphanomyces invadans, 2216 nucleotides long. Its product is annotated as DEAD-box ATP-dependent RNA helicase 56. Gene Ontology annotation, molecular function: ATP binding; RNA helicase activity; RNA binding. Lineage: Eukaryota; Oomycota; Saprolegniomycetes; Saprolegniales; Verrucalvaceae. The record is from RefSeq and is a predicted model, not a curated record. The transcript is spliced from 4 exons. Bases 32 to 1294 code for a protein of 420 amino acids.
GUAAUUAGCACAGCGCCGCACAUCUCACACCAUGGCUGAAGAACAAGAGCUCCUCGACUACGGCAGCGACGAAGAAGUUGCUGUCGACAACAAGGCCGCCGUAGCCAAGGAGACCAAGAAGGGCCAUUAUGUCGGGAUCCACAGUGCCGGGUUCAAGGACUUUUUGCUCAAGCCCGAAGCACUGCGUGCUGUCGUCGAUUGCGGGUUUGAACACCCGUCGGAAGUGCAGCACGAAUGCAUUCCUCAAGCCGUGCUCGGCAUGGAUAUCAUUUGCCAGGCCAAGUCUGGGAUGGGGAAGACCGCUGUGUUUGUUCUCGCCACGUUGCAUCAAUUGGAACCUGUGGCCAACCAAAUCAGCGUUGUCGUGCUGUGCCACACUCGUGAACUUGCUUUUCAAAUUGCGCACGAGUACGAGCGUUUCAGCAAGUAUUUGCCGGAUGUGAAGACAGCAGUUUUCUACGGCGGUGUGCCCAUCGUGCAAAAUCGAGAAACGUUGAAGAACAACCCUCCUCACAUCAUUGUUGGCACACCUGGUCGCGUCCUCGGUCUGAUCAAGGAAAAGACUUUGAAGCUUGACAAGGUGAAGCACUUCGUCAUGGACGAAUGUGACAAGCUUCUCGAUGCUGUCGACAUGCGCCGCGAUGUGCAAGAAAUUUUUAAGUCGACGCCGCACGACAAGCAAGUCAUGCUCUUCUCGGCCACGUUGAGCAAAGAAAUCCGUCCCGUGUGCCGCAAGUUCUGCCAAGACCCCAUGGAAAUUUACGUCGACGAUGAAACGAAGUUGACGUUGCACGGAUUGCAACAAUACUACAUUAAAUUGCAAGAGUCUGAAAAGAACCGCAAGUUGAACGACUUGCUGGACGCACUCGAGUUCAAUCAAGUAGUAAUCUUCGUGUCGAAGAAAAACCGCGCGCGCGAACUGAGCCGUCUCUUGAACGAAUGCAACUUCCCGUCGAUUUGCAUUACGGCGGACCUGCAACAAGAAGAACGCAUUAAGCGUUACAAGAGUUUCAAGGAUUUCCAAAAGCGCAUCCUCGUUACGACUGACUUGUUUGGUCGCGGCAUGGAUAUUGAGCGUGUCAACAUCGUUGUCAACUACGACUUCCCCAACGACUCGGACCAGUACUUGCAUCGCGUCGGCCGUGCCGGUCGUUUCGGUACCAAGGGGUUGUCCAUCAGCUUCAUCUCGUCCAACGAAGACUCGGACAUGCUUGCCAAAGUCCAAUCUCGAUUCGAAGUCAACAUCCCCGAACUUCCCGACCAAAUCGACAUUUCGACCUACAUGGCCACCUAAAUUUUGAUUCUGCACCGCUCCUGCUGCCGCCAUGGCCACUCUAAUCUUGAUAAUAUCCACUCCCACUCCGCGUGUUGGCCUGGUCUAUCCUCAAGCAUCUCGCUGUGUGUCCACGUCGUGUGAACGGUCGGGUCCGGUGGAUGGCCUCUCCAUUGAAGGAGUGCUCAAUGCCGGCCACCUAUCGACAAGAACUGUAUUGCGCACUGAAUCAGCGACAGCUCUCCCUUUCGUGUCGUUGCCGCGUGAAAAUGAGUUGAAGUUGCUGAAUCAAUUGCUGCUGGCCGGUCGAAGGACAGCCUUCACUAGCAUCGAUCAAUGCGACUCCGCUGACACACUGCAUCGGAGUCGCCUUGACAAGAAGACGUCGACUUUUCUCUUUGGAAGUGCCCUCAGUCGAAUUCACAUGGACACGACGUUCCGCUCGCUGUCCAAGCGCACUUGCAGGUUAGUUUGCAUGGUACUUGUUCUCGUACUUUAAACAAGAAUACCCGCUUCUAGCGACGCUGCCGCUUGAACGGAGCAGGGUUGAUGGGUUUGAGGCCGCUCAACUUGGACGCAUAUUGGGCACGCAACCUACAGACACGGUGAUUCGGUCGUUCGUUGAGGCAUCACGCACUCGUCGUUUUUGAGCGGAGUGAUGUGGUCAGUGGUAUCUUGAUCUGUCAAGUGGGUGUACUUGGUCCUACGCAUGCGCCAAUUUAGUCAAGUCGCCUUCAAAGGUCCAUCGCCGUACCGCCCAGACUUGCCGAAGUUCUUGACCUGCAUGACAGCGGGCAGGUUCUCCCGGUUCGUCUUGUCCUCGAGCGUCGGUUCAUCGGCCUCACGUCGCCGGACGUCGUUCUCCGACGUGACGCUCUUGUCGUCCACGUAAAAUGCACCCUUGUGGUAAUACUUUUGCAUGAACUUCCACUUUUUCUUUUCC